This is a messenger RNA of Anoplopoma fimbria (sablefish), 1053 nucleotides long. RefSeq names its product matrix metallopeptidase 23bb (gene mmp23bb). Gene Ontology annotation, biological process: collagen catabolic process; extracellular matrix organization; proteolysis. Gene Ontology annotation, cellular component: extracellular matrix. Gene Ontology annotation, molecular function: metalloendopeptidase activity; zinc ion binding. The transcript has 8 exons. Lineage: Eukaryota; Metazoa; Chordata; Actinopteri; Perciformes; Anoplopomatidae. The coding region runs from base 1 to 1053 and encodes 350 amino acids. The record is from RefSeq and is a predicted model, not a curated record.
AUGGUGGUGGUGAUGAUGAUGAUGGUGAUGAUGAUGGUGAUGAUGUCGACCAGCAGCAGAGAGACGGAGACGUUCAGAGGAACCAGAAUCAGACGUUACGCCGUCAACCCUCUGGGACACAAGUGGACUCACCACAACAUCACAUACAGGAUCGUAGCGUUUCCUAACACCCUGAAUGUUGAGGACACCAGGAAGGCCAUCAGCAUCGCCUUCACCAAGUGGAGUGACGUGUCUCCGCUCACCUUCACCGAGGUUACCGACGGCAACACCACCGCUGACAUCACCAUAGGUUUCUACACCUUCAACCACACUGACUGCUGGUGGUCUCCUCUCCACCCGUGUUUCGACGGUCUGAACGGCGAGCUGGCUCACGCCUUUCUGCCGCCACGAGGAGAAAUCCACUUUGACAACCACGAGUUCUGGAUCCUCGGCAAGUCCAGGUUCAGCUGGAAACAAGGUGUGUGGCUCAACGACCUGGUCCAGGUGGCGGCUCAUGAGAUCGGUCACGCUCUCGGGUUGUGGCACUCCAGAGACCCUCAGGCUCUGAUGCAUCCCAACGCCACGUACACGGGUCAGAGGAACGUCGCCCAGGACGACGUGUGGGGGAUUCAACGUCUCUAUGGUUGUCUGGAUAAGAAGCGGGUCUGUGGUCCGUGGGCCCGUCUGGGUUUCUGUGAGCGGAGGAGGACCUUCAUGAAGAAGAACUGUCCUCGGCGCUGUGACCUCUGCUUCGAGCCUCUGGAGGCGGUUACCACGCCGACGCCGCCUCCGGCCAACGUCAAGAUCAAGAUGGUUCCCCGGGGGAAGGUGGUGGGUUUCCGCUGUGGAACCAAAAACCUCCGCUCACCGCCCAAAGUCAGCUGGUUUAAAGACGGCGAGCAGAUCUUGACCUCCGUCCCCGGGUACAUCGUCAUGAAGGACCGAGACCUCCGCAUCGUCGCCAACGAGUUCAACGAGGGCGUUUACACCUGUCGCAUCCACCGACGGGGAGACAUCGUGUCCGCCAACUCCUGGUCCAUCCGACUGAAACCAGAGCAGCCCUCCAACAGCUGA